AUGUCGCGAGAUUCGAACAAUCUCCCCGUCACUAAACGCUACAUCACCACCCACAGCACCGAGGGCGAGUCGGUGUUCAUCUCCCACUCUCAAAUCCCGGAAUAUAUCCCCUCAAAGCCGAUCAGCGAUGAUGGGGAUAUUGCUCUUCUCUACGCAACAGUAUCCAAUCCUGUCUCUGUGGACGACGAAACUGACGUCCAGGCUUACGAUGAGUACCUCCAUACCUCGCCCGGCUUGACGACUUCGCUUGGCACGGUACUACGAACCAUCGACCUGCGUCCAGGAAAGACAAGUCCCAUGCACCGAACGGUUAGCGUGGACUACGGAGUGGUUCUGGAGGGCGAGGUUGAUUUAAUCCUGGAUUCUGGGCAGAGUCGGAUAUUGCGGCGUGGGGAUGUGAGUAUCCAGCGAGGAACGGCGCAUUCGUAUAGGAAUCGGAGUGAUACGGAGUGGUGUCGAAUGUUGUUUGUCUUCUUGCCAAUGCAGAAAUUGACUAUUAAGGGUCGAGAUCUGGACCAGGAAGUGUAUGACGAGCACUAUGAUCACGAGAGCGGGAGUGAGAAUGAAUCACAAGCGGAAAUUGGAAAUGGGAAGAGCUCUUGA
This is a messenger RNA of Aspergillus udagawae, 603 nucleotides long. Its product is annotated as cupin domain-containing protein. The coding region runs from base 1 to 603 and encodes 200 amino acids. The record is from RefSeq and is a predicted model, not a curated record. Lineage: Eukaryota; Fungi; Ascomycota; Eurotiomycetes; Eurotiales; Aspergillaceae. The transcript has a single exon.